CAUUUAAAAAUAAUAUCUAAAUUUAUUUUUCUGAAAAUAAUAAGUAAGUCUCGAGUGUGAGUGGAUACCAAAAUUUUGAAUCAGAAGAACCUUAUCUCAUAGCCGAGGGAGUAAGUACACAGUAUGCUUAUGUGGGAGUAUUACCCUUAGAUUAUCCAAGGGGGUAAGUAUGCAGUAUGCUCCCCCGAGAACCUGGAUCCUGUUGGGAGCAUACUAGACCGGCAGAGAGGUUCACAGGGAGAAGGAGCGCAAGUUUCGCAGCUAAUACAUCUAUUUUGUCCCUCACGGAGGAAAUUUAAGGGAAAAGAAAGAAAAUAAAUUGGCGGCUUCUCGAACCCUAGAAUCUCUCUCUCGCACCAACCGUUGCAACCGAGCCCUCUCCUUCUCUCUCUAAGUCCCUGCUAAAUUCUUUCUCUUCCAAUAUUUUUCUUAUUCUUUUUUCCAUUGAUUCAAUUCUUAGGAUUAAUAUAUAUUGCGGAAUGCAAGGCUUCUGUUGACCCUGAAAGCUGAACGUUUGAGGCUCAAGUAACCGCGGAAACAGCCUCAAACGUCAAAAGAAGAUCAUGGAUGAUGGAUCAUAGAUACGAGGGGAAGUUUUCAUAGGUCAUAGAAGCGAUUUGCAGUUAGUGGGUUCAAGAAAUUUAUCUGGUUGUAGGAAGGGAGAAGGAGAUAUGGGGAUCAUAAAGAGCAGCUUCUCGUUCCUUGUGGGCACAAUGUGUGGUGUGUAUAUUGCUCAGAACUACAAUGUUCCAAACAUCGCAAAACUAAUGAACACUGGUAUUAUCAUGGCAAAGCAUAUUGAAGAAAUUUACAGGAAGCCCAAGAAGAGAGAUGAAGAUUAGUUCUACAUAGGGUUCCUUUCUCCCAAUUUCUUUUGUUUGGGGAUGACGGCUUCAAGUCAAUCUGCUUUUUUGCAAUAGUGGUCAACACAAUGGGUAUAAGUAUUGCAAUUUAGCCUAAUUUUGUUUCUCCCCAUGAUUCUGGAUAAAGAAAAAAUUGUUUCAGGGGAAUUUGGCUUUUUGACCAUUUAUUGAGAAUGUCUUUUUAACAUCUAAUUUUUUUAUCCGUGGAGGUGUUAUAUAUUUUUUGUUUUUCUAUUAUUCAUUGUUUUAUUUGGGAUUAAUUGGAUAUGAUGCUAGUGUGUUUUCUUUUAUCAUUGUAAAUCUGGCGAUUUUUUCUAAUCACCAGUUUCUGAAACUUGACAAGAUUAUUGAU
This is a messenger RNA of Amborella trichopoda, 1215 nucleotides long. RefSeq lists its product as uncharacterized. The record is from RefSeq and is a predicted model, not a curated record. Lineage: Eukaryota; Viridiplantae; Streptophyta; Magnoliopsida; Amborellales; Amborellaceae.